AUGUACAGAGUGAGGAAGGAUCCAGGAUUGACGAUGGUGAUUCUAACCACUAAGCUUGUACAGAGAGCGUCACUCUUUGUAGCUUUCGGUGGCCUCGUCACAACGUUCAUCACCACAUUUUUGCCACUGUGGAAGACGAUGAACUCGGAGCUGAAUGAGAUGGAGAACUGGUACGAAGGUCUGUGGCACACUUGCAUUUUCACAGAGGAAGUGGGUCUCCAUUGUAAAGCCUUCGAGUCUCUCCUCGCCCUGCCUCCAGUCACACUUGCUUCAAGGAUUCUCAUGUGUAUAUCCAUUGCGACUGGGUUCCUCGGCGUGUUGGUGGCGUUUUUUGGACUCGAUGGUGUUGAGAUCGGGGCCGGUCGUGACAGGUUAAAGAAAGGACUCCUCAUCCUUGGUGGUGUGCUGAUCUGGGUGUCAGGAAUCACAACUCUGGCCCCGGUUUCACUGAUAGCAUACGUGAUGGUGGUGGAGUUCUGGGAUGAGGGUCUUCCUGAUGUGAUGCCACGCUGGGAGUAUGGGGAGGCCAUGUUCUCCGCCUGGUUCUCAGGACUUCUGCUGGUCAUUGGAGGAUCGUUUCUUUUCGUCGCAGUGUGCAUGAAGGACCACGAAGCCAAGCAGCAAAGGAAAAUCUUCUCACCUACUCAUGAACUUCAACCAAGGACUCAGCACUACCUAAAGACCGAGGUCUUAUAG
This is a messenger RNA of Neoarius graeffei (lesser salmon catfish), 696 nucleotides long. It is a transcript of the gene cldn26, whose product is annotated as claudin 26. Gene Ontology annotation, molecular function: structural molecule activity. Gene Ontology annotation, biological process: cell adhesion; bicellular tight junction assembly. The record is from RefSeq and is a predicted model, not a curated record. Gene Ontology annotation, cellular component: plasma membrane; bicellular tight junction. The transcript has a single exon. Bases 1 to 696 code for a protein of 231 amino acids. NCBI's taxonomy places the organism in Eukaryota, Metazoa, Chordata, Actinopteri, Siluriformes, Ariidae.